Struthio camelus australis is the source of this 1928-nucleotide messenger RNA. NCBI's taxonomy places the organism in Eukaryota, Metazoa, Chordata, Aves, Struthioniformes, Struthionidae. The record is from RefSeq and is a predicted model, not a curated record.
AUGGUGAGAACUUCUGCAUUCUGGAUGAGCAGAGGUUUGCUAAGGAGCUACUUCCCAAAUACUUCAAACACAACAAUAUCUCCAGCUUCAUACGCCAGCUUAAUAUGUAUGGGUUCAGGAAAGUGAUUGCUCUGGAAAAUGGUAUGAUUACAGUAGAGAAAAGUUCGGUCAUUGAGUUCCAGCACCCUUUCUUCAAGCAAGGGAAGGCACACUUACUGGAAAACAUCAAGCGCAAGGUAUCUGCAGUAAGAACUGAAGAUCUCAAGGUCUGUACAGAGGAUUUACACAAAGUUCUCUCUGAGGUCCAGGAAAUGAGAGAGCAGCAGAACAACAUGGAUGUCAGACUGGCUAAUAUGAAGAGAGAAAAUAAGGCCCUGUGGAAAGAAGUGGCAGUUCUAAGGCAGAAGCACAGUCAACAACAGAAGCUGCUGUCUAAGAUUCUUCAAUUUAUACUAAGUUUGAUGCAUGGAAACUAUAUUGUUGGGGUCAAAAGAAAAAGGUCUCUAACAGAUGCUGCAGGUGCUUCACCUUCCAAAUACAGUCGUCAGUAUGUUCGCAUACCUGUGGAGAGUGGCCAAGCAAUGACUUUUUCUGAACAUAAUUUGGAUGGUGAAGAUGGAAACAGUACAGGUCUCAUCAUUCGAGAUAUCACUGACACUCUGGAUAAUGCCACUGAUGGACUCCUUGCUCUGGCCCACACGAGUGGCAGAGCCAGAGAGACACAGACAGCUCCGGAUCCUGGCUUACCUAUCUGUCAAGUAUCACAGCCGGUUGAGUUAAAUUGUGCGGAACCUAUCCCUGCAGUUCCGAUAAACGAUGCUAACAAAUCCAGUGAAACAGGAAAUGAUGCUGUGGAGCUCCAUACUGCACAAGCUAAUGCUCCAGAAGACCCUGUGUCAAUGAUUGACUCCAUCUUGAAUGAAAACAACUCUGGAAACCAAAAUGAUCCUUUACUGGACAGAGAAGAAAUUCAGGAUUUUCUAAAUUGCAUUGACGCCAGCCUUGAAGAGCUCCAGGCAAUGCUAUCUGGGAAGCAGUAUAACCUUGGUUCUGAAGCUUUCAGUGAUACAUAUAAUCCUGAGCUGCCAGCCCUGGAUAUGAAUUUGAUGGAAACUUCCUCUGGUAUGGAAAAUAUUGCAAACUUGGCAGACAGCACUGAAGAUCUGGGAGCACGUGAGAGAGAAACAGCAGGAAACAAAGAUAUGCAGCUGAUACAGUACAAGGCCAAUCCUCUGCUUUCAUUAUUUGAAGAACUACCCUCAGGCGAAGCUGCAGGGAAGACAGAGGAUCCUAAAGACCUUCUACUGGCCCCCCUAGAGGAGAAACCUGAAGGAGGAUGGAGAGCAGGUAGUGAAACCGUCUUGCCACUAGCAGCUCCAGCAAACCAGGCUGAGCCUCUUGAUGCUCUGGGAACGGGCGAUCCACCUCUCCUCUCAGAGGAUGGGAAUGGAGAGUAUAAACUGUUUCCCCUCUUGCUGCUCAGUCCUGUUGCUAACUUUAUAGAAGAGGCCUCUGAGAUAGAACCUUCUUGAACUCGCAUAAUAUCUAUAACUGGCUUAGUGAUGUAAAAUAGGUAACAAAGAUAAAUGUAUCAGUGAGAAGUUUCAUCUUCUCUCUCCUCUCCUGCCUCCUGGGUUUCAUAUUUGGUAUAGAAAAAAGAAGGUACUCUUUCUGCAAGCAGAGAGCAAGCCUGGAAAAGCUGAAAACGAGGUCAAAACAAGAACUAAUAGGACUGAAGGCAUUGGGAGGAGGAAAGAACAAGCUCAUUGUAAACAUAUUGCAAUGUAUUCUGUAACUGUUUUUAUCUGAUAUUCUUACUGCAAGAGGAAAUCUGUUUGUAUCCUGUUUGUAAAGUUUGGCUGUUUUUUUUAUUAGCUGGAUAGUAACAUGGUAUGUAAUAUUUUAAACAUGGGUUUUACUCUUUCUGA